This is a messenger RNA of Melanotaenia boesemani (Boeseman's rainbowfish), 490 nucleotides long. RefSeq names its product high choriolytic enzyme 1-like. Gene Ontology annotation, molecular function: metalloendopeptidase activity; zinc ion binding. The transcript is spliced from 4 exons. The record is from RefSeq and is a predicted model, not a curated record. Gene Ontology annotation, biological process: proteolysis. Bases 1 to 483 code for a protein of 160 amino acids. NCBI's taxonomy places the organism in Eukaryota, Metazoa, Chordata, Actinopteri, Atheriniformes, Melanotaeniidae.
AUGGUGGAGAAUGUUCUGACUGAUAACAUCAACCAGUGGUGCGGGAACAGGACUGGCCAUGACCGGAAGGCCCUGCAGAGAGUGUUGAGGUGCUGGUCCUAUGUGGGUCGUCAAGAAAAGGAACAAAUUUUCUCGCUGGAAAAAGACGGCUGUGUGUACCACUCCACAGUGCAGCAUGAGGUUCUUCACGCUCUGGGCUUUACGCAUGAGAUCAGCCGCUCCGACAGAGACGAAUAUGUCAAGAUUCUCUUCGAGAACAUUAAGCCAGGAAAUGAACGUAACUUUAAAAAAGUGGAGACAAACAAGUUGAGGACCCCCUAUGACUUCAAAUCUAUCAUGCAAUAUUCAAAGUACGCCUUCUCCAAAAAUGAUCCGAAUCUUGACUUUGGACACGCCAAGCAAAUGAACAAGAACGACAUUAUUCGUGUCAACAGGCUCUAUAACUGCUGCUCAAAGAAAACACCCUGUACAAUUCCCAACUGAAUCACUU